Panonychus citri (citrus red mite) is the source of this 1999-nucleotide messenger RNA. RefSeq names its product acetylcholinesterase-1-like. The record is from RefSeq and is a predicted model, not a curated record. The transcript has a single exon. Bases 190 to 1896 code for a protein of 568 amino acids. Lineage: Eukaryota; Metazoa; Arthropoda; Arachnida; Trombidiformes; Tetranychidae.
CCAUAGAUCUGGUUGAGAAUCAAGGUUAUCUUGUCUCGAAAGACCUGAGGGAGAGAGCAAAGAGUAAUAACUAUUACUCUUUGGGAGAGAGACACAGAGUGAGAGAGAAACAAAAAUCAACAAUAAUUAACUUCAUCAGUUGAAUUUAUUUUUUCCUACUACUUAAUUAAGUACAAUUUCAUUACGAUCAUGUUAAUUUUUCUUUUAGUUUUUUGUGUUUUCAGCUUAUUACCAAUCAAUGUCAGUGGGUAUCACCAUCCGCAUCGGUAUUACAAUAAAACACAUGAAGGUAAACUGACCGUUACUAUCCCCUGGUCAACUGUCAUUGGUAAACAAGAGCGGAUUCUUGGUAGACCGAUUGGUGUUUUUCUUGGUAUUCCUUACGCUAAACCACCGGUGGGUCAACUUAGAUUCAUCAAACCAGUUCCUCUGGAUCCUCAUGAUGGUGAAUAUAAUGCCACAUUCUUCCGACCGCCUUGUCCCCAGCCCCCAAAUGUGAACACGAACUAUCCCGAAACAAGUGAAAAUUGUUUGUAUCUGAAUGUCUGGACACCGGUCAUUAGCUCAUCUUUAGCCUCGAACCAUAUUGAAAGUUCAUCUCUUAAACCAGUCAUAAUAUACAUCUAUGGAGGUGGUUUUAAUAAAGGUUCAGUUCAUGAAAAGCGACAUCAAGGUGACAUAUUGUCCUCUUUAAGUGACACCGUUGUUGUAACGGUUAAUCAUCGGCUCAGUAUUUUUGGAUUUGGUUAUAGUGGAACUGAAUCAAUUCCUGGUAACAUAGGAAUCUAUGAUUUAAUACAAUCCCUUGAAUGGGUUAAUCAAAAUAUUGAACAUUUUGGUGGGAAUCCUAAAGCAGUUACUAUUUUUGGCGCUUGUUCUGGUGCUAUGGCUGCAUCGGCAUUCAUUUUAUCACCAAUCGUGGAUGCAAAGUUAAUCGAUAAAGUUUAUUUAGCUUCAUCAGUGAUUAGUCCUCAUUCGGCGAUCAGAACACAAGAGGAAACUUUUAACUUGACUCGAACAGUGGCGGAAAUUGUCGGUUGCGGUAACGCUGAUGAUCCAGAGGCCACUAAACUUACCGAUCAACAGGUUGACUGUAUGAGAGGCAUCGAUGCUCAGGUUCUAAUGAAUGCUUCGUUUAGCGACCCAGUUAUGAAUCAAUUGUCGUACAAAGAAACACCGCCUUUCGUAAUGAUUUAUAAUACUACACUUCUUCCGAUUCCCCCCGAUCAGUUGGUUCUUGAAAAAUACCCUCGACGUCGAGUUCCAAUUCUCUUUGGUAACGAACAAAACGAAGACGAAAUUUUCACAAAACUUUGGCCUGCGUCAAUAGAAGAAGCUAAAAAAAUGCUAAAUUACAUGAUCAUGAGAACUUAUCCUAAUACAACAGAGGAACAAGUAGAAACAGUUUUCAAAUAUUAUUUCGAUAAAGUUGAAGAUUAUAACGUCAUGGAGAUUAAAGGAGCACUUUCAUUAGCUGCGGGCGAUUAUCUUCACCAUUGUCCAUUGUUACUUUACACCGAAUCUUGGACUAAGAACGGACAAAUAACUCAUGGUUACUUAGAUGCUUAUGUAAUGGAUGGUUUCAAUAAGAGCGAAAGGCUUUUCGGUACCAAACAUGGUGACGCCGCUUAUCAAAUUCUAGGAAAAGCUUAUCAUGAGUACGAUACUUUCAGUGAUCGCGAUCGACGAGUAACAAGACAAAUGAUCAAAUUUAUAAAGAGUUUUGCUUAUGGUCAAAGAUUAAAUUGGCCUCCGAUGUUAACUGAUUCGUCGAAAUCUGUUCUACCUCUUAAAUGGAGAUUAACGAAAACAAUGGAUACAAAAAACAUUUAUUCGGACCCGAAAGACGAUAUUUGUCAUUUGUGGGGGGAAAUUCGACAAUUGGUUGUUGGUUAAAAUCGAAAGUAGAAAAAAUGAAAAGUUUCUUUUUUGAAAAUGCUCUAAUUUAAAAUGAAAUUAAAUUUGCAAUAAAAGACAAUUUAAUAUACUCGUUAAUAAA